AUAAUAAAAAUUAAUAAAAAUGGUUGGUUCAUUAUUGAGUGGUAUUAACAAAAAUUUAAUAAAUAAUAAAUCAAAUAUGGAUAUGAAUAAGCAAUCAAAAUAUUUUAAAAUAAACAGAAUGAAUUUAUAUUCAGUAUCAUAUGUACAAGCUGAUGAAUAUAAACGUUCAUUUCGAAGAACUGAAGUUGUUUAUAAAAGACCACCAAUUGAUUCAGAUCGAAUAACAUGGAAAGAUCCAAGAAAAUAUAAGCUAAUGCAUCGUCAAUGUCUUGUUGAAUUGUUGAAAAAAGUACCAGUUGUUUAUUCAGAUAAAGAUAAUGCAGAUGAUUUAAAAAAACAUUUAAAAAAAGCAUUGGUUGAGGGUAAUUGUAUUAAAUCAUCAUAUUUCGGUACCUCUUACAGUGAAGAACUUAGUAAAUUUGCUGAUAGUUGUCUUGAUAAUAUUAUUAAAAUUUCUGACAAAGCUGAAGAUAAAAAUAACAACAUUUUUAAUGAUAAAGAUGUUGAAAAUCAUGAUGAAUAUAAACCAAAUUUUGAUGACAGUGAUAAUGAUGAUAUUGUGACCCGUCAUGAAUUGAUUCAAGAUCCAAAUGAUGAUGAAAAUGUUAAGAAUAAUUAUGAUAGUUGUGAUAAUGAUAGUAAUAAUAAUAAUAAUGAUGAUGAUGAUGGUGGUGGUAGUGAUAGUAGUGUUGAUAAAACUGUCGAUGAUGUAAUUAAAUCCAUGGAUGACGAUAGCGAAAAUAAUAUUAAAAGUUGCGAUGAAGAUGAUAAUAAUGAGGAUGAGAAUACAGAAAGUAUUGAUGAUAAUAUAGAGGAGGGUGAUAUUACAGAAAGGGAAAUUAAUGAUAUUAAUAUUGAUAUUAACAGCAAUCGCGAAAAAUCACCUGAGUACGAUUACUUUCCUGGUAAUUGUUUUCCGGAUGAGUUUUCAACUAACAAAGAGGAGAAAAUACCAGAUUUAAUUGAUGACGGUUGUGGUAAUGACUUUGUGGUGAAUCAUAUUAAAAAAACUAUAAAGUUGAAAUUUAAUUGUUCAAAUAAAAAAAACGUUACCGUUGAAUUAUUAAAUAAAUCACCUGUAGCAUCAUUUGAAAAACCACCGGAAUUGCCAGAUAAAGAACUGAAAGAUUCAUCAGCUGAGUUACUUGAAAACCCACCAAAAUUACCAGUUAAAGAAUUGACAAAUUCAUCAGCUGAAUUAUUUGAAAAACCACCAGAAUUAUCAGCUGAAUCAUUGGAAAACGCACCAGAAUUACCAAUUAAAGAACUGACAGAUUUAUCAGCUGAAUUAUUUGAAAAACCACCGGAAUUAUCAGCUGGAUCAUUUGAAAAACCACCAGAAUUAUCAGUUGAAAAACCAACAGAAUUAUCAGUUGAAAAUCCAACAGAUUUGUUAUUUGAAGAGUCAAAUAGAUCAACCACUGAAGAAUUAGAUGAGCAACUUGAAGAAAGAUUACUUGCCUCAGGGAAUUCAUCGGAUGUAAAUUUAUCAUCAAAAAAUCUUGAAACAGAUGAAACAAUGGAUAAAAUUAAAAAAAAACAAACAACAAGUUUUUCCGCUGCAGAAGAUGAUACUGAGGUCAUUGGCAUUUCUCCACUAUUUGAAAAAAUUGCAGAUAUACCGGAUGUAGAACAGCCAGAUAUCAGUUCAAGUGAUAUUACAUCCGGAAUAAUGAAUUUAAUUAAAAAAUCAACAAAAAAACGUCGUGGUUUAUCACCCAUUGAUAAUCAUCCUUCUAAAAAAAUUUGUGAUACUCAAAAUAAUUCUGAGUUGUCGACAUCAGACACAUUAUUGAAGAAAAAAAACAAAAAACGAUCAAGACAUACAUCUGAAACAUUGGAAAAAAAUGUAAAAACAUCAUCAAACGAUUCUGAUGAUGAUAAAAGUGGAUCAUCAGUUGAUGAAUCAUUAAUCAUUAAAAAAAUUGAGGAAAAUUCAAAAAAAAUUAUAAACAACUCAUCAACACCAGUUGUUCAAAAUAUUGUUGAUGAUAAACAAAAUCAAAAUGAUGGACAUCGUACACCAACACAAGUUGGAUCAUCAAAAAAACGAAGAAUAUCAAGAGUACCAAGUACAAUAAAUAAAUCACCACCACCAAUAAAAAGUAUAAAUAAAUUACAACAAGAAUCAUCAAUUGAACAAGUUAAAGCAAGAACAAUUGAGGAUUCACGUAGAAAAGAAUGUGCAAAAAAAGCACAAACCCAAAUACCUAAUAGGACAUUGAAAAAAAUCACUAAAUGUUUAAAACGUUCAUCAAAUGAUAUUCGAUUAGAAUCAGAAUUAAGACGUCAGUCAAAUGAUUCAGGUGAUGAUUCAUCACAAGAUCAACAUGAAAAUACUGAAAAAAUCAACAAAAAAAUAAGUAUAAAUGAUUAUAUCUUGAAUAAAAAUCGUAAAAUUCAAGGUGAAUAUGAAAAAUUAAAUGUAUCAGUAAAUUCAUUGAAUGAAUCGAAAAAACAAUCAUUACCAUUUAUUGAUGAUGUUUGUGAUGAAACAAAAUCACCUGAAAAUAUAAGUGAAACUGAUAAACUACUCGAUCAAGAGGAAAAUAAAUCAACAAUAAGUUCACCAACUGGUAAUUCCAUUGACGAUCAACAAGCAUCUGCCAAAACAAAUACUAAUGUAUCAAGAGAUCCACGAAUAAAAUUAUUAAAUAAACAUAAUGAUGAAAAUAAAAAAACAGAAAAACAUAUAGAAUCAACAUUAGAUUAUGAUGAGUUGGAUCUUGGUCAAGCUGCUCUUGAUUGUCCAGAAAAUUCACCAGAAGUUGUAAGAUUAUUAGAUCCUGAUCUUAUUGUUGAAGGUUGUUGGACAGAAACAAUAAAAAAAAACAAUGAGACUAAUUCAUCAAAUGAUAAUGAUGAUUGUAUUGUAACUGCUGAAGGUGUAACACAAAAACUUGAAAGUGGUGCUGAAAUAUUUAUUCCAUUAGAAUCACUUCAAGUUGCUGAUAAUAAAUUAUCAAAACCACAGUUUAAAGUAGAUUCAAAAGCAAUGAGUGUCAUUAAUGAUGUAAUUAAUAAUCCCAAGAGUCUUGAAUCAAGUUUAUUAACAGCCACAAUGGAAGCCAUAAAAAAAAAUACAAAUAAAACAAAUGAAUGCAAUAAUGAUAAUAAUAAUAAUAAUGAACAAGUACAAAUAAAGGGUAUUAUUAAAGUACGCAAUUUAGCUGAUAUGACUGAUGCAACACCAAAACCAGUACCAUUACCAAAUUAUGAAAAAAUUGAAAAACUCAAAAAAAAAUCAAUAAAAUCAACUGGUAUACCUAAAAUCUAUGAUCAAUUAAAAGUUAAUGUAUCUGAUAAUUUUGAUGAUUAUCAAUGUACUUACGAUGAAAUAUUGUCUCGUAUAGCUGAUAUAAUGCAGCCAUUUUUGUAUAACAGAGAUUGGUAUGCAGGUGAUCCAAAACCAAUAACAACUGAUGGAAAAAUUGGUAGACAAGCUAAAAUUAUUCUUAAUUAUUUGAUACUUGUAUUUAAAAAAACUUAUGAUAAUAAUUUAAAUUCUGUUGCUAAAUCAUUAUCGGAUUUAUUUAAAAAGGAAAAAUUACCAUAUCAACUAAAUGAAUGUGAGAUUAUUAAAGUUAUUAAAGAUUCUUUUAAUAUUACACCUGAACUUUCUAGUUAUUACGACUUUAUUUUUUCAUUUCUUCCUCCUGUUGAUAUGGUUAAAAAAGACAAUAGACAAAAACAAGUUAGACAGGAAAAUUUAUUAAGUAAUCAGAUCAUAAACCCAACUUGUGCUGAAUGCAAUGUUGCACAAACAAUUCAACAAUCACCAUUGAAAAAUUUGGAAAAUGUUUUUGGACCUGGUUACCCAACAACACCAGUUACGACUCGAGUUAACAACACAACGAUGUACAAUAAUCAGGGUCCACCUCCUCCGUAUCCUGGCGGUCCAAUUUCUUCAACUCAACAAUUACCAACUGUUGAUGUUCAACAAAGUUAUCAAUCAUCAAAUACAAAUCAAGAUCAAUUGAAACGUCAAUUGGUACCACCGCCUACUGAUCUACAUCAAGCAAAAAAACCAAAACCAAAUGAAUUUCAAAAUAUUGUUCGUCGACGAGUCCAAGAAAUGACAGCACCAUGUAAAUUACCAACAAUGUUGCAACAGCCAACAUUACAACAACAGCAAAUUCAUCGAGCUUCUCAACCACAGAUUCCACAAGUAUCCCAACAUGUCCAACAAUUAACACAACAGCAACAGAUUCCACAAACAUCUCAACAACAUAUCCAACAAAUAACACAACAGCAACAGAUUCUACAAACAUCCCAACAACAUAUCCAACAAUUAACACAACAGCAACAAAUUCAACAAAUAACACAACAGCAGCAUAUUCCACCAACAUCCCAACAACAUAUCCAACAGACAUCCCAACAACAUAUUCAGCAAAUAACACAACAGCAACAAAUUUCUCAACCCCAGCAAUUACCAAAUCAAUUACAAAAUAACAACAAUAUGACAAUACCAGUUCAUAUAUCAUCACAUGGUCAUUAUCGUCAACAAAAUCAACAAAUGGCAAAUUACAACUCUAGCAUGGCUGUAUCAAAUAAUGUUUAUCAAUCAUACACUAGUGUUCCUCAAAAUGUUAAUUAUGAAUACUCGUAUGGAGCAUCACAAAAUCAAGGAUUGCCUUCAGCGUCACUUGAUAAUUUUAGUGGUCAACAAGUUCGUUCACCAACAGUUAAAAAAGCAAUGCCCCAAAAUCAGAAAUCUAUACAGGUACAACAAGAUAUUUAUCUUACUAAUCAACAGCAGCAACAGCUUGCUCAACAACAGCAACAGUUUGCUCAGCAACUUGCACACCAACAGCAAGUUACAAAACAACACCAACAAAUGCAAUCUUCACAAAAUCAGUUGCCACAUAUUGGACAGCAGGAAUAUAUUGCACAACAACAGAAAUUAAUUCAACAACAGCAGCUUGCACAACAAAAUAGAAAUCGUCCAACAAAUAUUCCACGAAUUGCUACUAUGAAUUGUCAAGUACCAACUUGUCAAAUACCAGUUAAUAUGUCUUCGCAUCAACAAGCCACACAAAAUUUACCAAGAAGUAUACAGCAAGUGCAACAAGUUGCUGGACAACAAAUUGAAACAAGUCAAGUAGAACGACCUAUAUAUAUUUCUAAUUUACCAAAAGGUAUACAACAAAGAUUUAAAACAGAUACUCGUUGUGCUGGACCAAAUCAAUCUGUACCACGUAUGAGUAAUUUAGUAUAUAUUCAAACAACUCAACCAAGAGCACAACAAGCUCAAACAAUGCAAAAUAUAGUACAACUACCUCCACAAAUUACACAGUCAAGCCAAUGCAUUUAUUCAAAUCAAGUGCAACAAAACGUAUCACAAAUACAACAAGAAGUUCCAUUAAGAACUGCUGUUGAUUAUAAUACAGCUAAUAAUGAUAAAAUACGCAGUGAUUUAUCAUCAAAUACUGCUUGUUCGACAGCACAGCUGUUUUUACCUUAUACUAAUGUAGCAGUUUCUCAACCGAACAAUAUUUCAAUGAAUCAAACACAACAAAACAAUCAACAAAUACAAUCAAAUUCAUCACCUCAAAACAGAUCAAUUAAUGAACAACAUACAAUAUCACCAGUACAAACUGCUCAAAAUAAGUUACCUUCAUCAUUGAUAAAUACACAAAGUUCAUCAACAAAUAAUGCUCAACAAUUAUAUUCAAAUCAAUUUUUACAACGUACAACAGUUAAUACAAAUGAUAAUAAAAUAUCAUCAUCAUCAUCAUCAGUAAUAACACAAGUGAAUUCUCAAAUGCCUGUGAAUAAUAAUUAUAAUUAUAACAACAACAAUAAUAAUAAUAUGACAAUAAGACCAGUUGGUGUUCUUCAAAAUUCACAAUACAUUAACAAUAAUAAUCAAGUAGUUAAUUCAUCAGCACAAAUACAAAAUAUAGUUAAUAAUAAUCAACUUAUUUUUAUUAAUCAUUCUGUACCAAGACAACAGUUAACAUCAGUAAAUGUAACAGGAUUGUUACCAUCUCAAGUUUUACCAAAUCAAACAUCAUUACAACAAAAAAAUCAUCAAAAUUCAAUGAAUCUUGCAUAUGCUAAUAAUAAUAAUAUGUGGAAUUCACAACAAUUAAUAACUUCAAAUUUACCACGCGUUGCUCAAAAUACUGUAUCACAAGGUAUAGGCUCAGUUCUAAUUCCAGUUGUAGCUGCAACAUCAGUAAUAUCUACACCUCCACUUUUAGUUAUAGCUUCAGCUACUACAUCUGCUUCAACUACUACUUCUGCUUCAACUACAAAUACGGUUUUAGCUUCAGUUAUAACUAAAACUCCAGCUCCAACUACAACUGUAACUCCAGCUCCAAGUACAAUUGUAACUCCUGCUCCAGCUACAAUUACAACUACAACCAUAACUACAACCACUACAACUACAACUACAGCUACAGCUUCGGCUUCCGUUCAAAAUGUUUCUUCUGUACCUUACAAACCACUUACAAGUGUUGAAAGAAUACCAGUUAUCAUUCAGUUACCUGAUGAUACUUUGAAACAGCCAAGUGUACCAAAAGAACAGGCAGUCAUUGAGAAACCAUCAGAAACUUUGGCUUGUGGCGAAAAAGAUGUAAAUAAUAAGAAAACCGAGCCAAAUGAAUCAGAAAAGCUCGAAAAUGUUGAACAACUUCCACAAACAUUAAGUAAAAUUGUCGAUAAUCAUCCAAUUGAAUUAACACUCGGUAAAACGACAACAGAACAGUUAAAAACAAAUGAAAAAAAAUCAUUAAACAAAGAAAAGCAGUAUUCCUCAAUGGCAAUACAAACAAAUUCAUGUCUUGGUGAUGAUCAUCCAUUUUCUCGUGAUCCUGGUGUACCUGUAUUAUCAAGAUUAUCAAAUACAACAAAUUUCAAUGAGCAUAAUGAUUCAAAUAAAGUUGAUAAACUAGAUGAUUUAUCAAUAAAUAAAAAUUCAUCAGAAACUUUAUUGAAUAAACAAGAUAAUACUAAUAAUUUAAUUCAAGAUAAGUCAGUUGAUUUGACUCUUUUUAGUCUAAAAAUUGAUAGAAAAAUACCAGCAUCAUCACGUCCAAUUGAGCAUGAAAAUUCUGUUUCAGAACAUGAUGAAAGUUAUGAUUAUGAUUCAUCAAGUGAUAUUGAAAUAAUUGCUGAUAUUCCUCAACAAACUGUGUUACCAAAAUUAAUUGAUACUACACAAAAUCAAACGCUUAAUGUCAAACUCGAAGAUUAUUCAAUUAAUGAGCCAGAUGAACAAGAUAAAGAUAAAAUUGUUGAUAAAAAUGUAGAACCUAAAGCGUCGUCAAGUCCUUUAUUAAAUAGUAAAAACGCCAAAGAUUUGUGUUAUAAUGAAGAAUUGAAUCCUGCGUAUGAAGAAUUAAAAAGAGCAUGGGCAAAGGAAAGUGAAUUAAAUCAAGUAAGUCAAUCGACGACAAACUAUCAUGAUGAUAAUAAUGACAGUGAUAUUGAAAUAAUUGAUGAUGAAUCAAAUUUAGCAAAUAAAUUUAUUAAGAUAAUUGAUAAAAAACCAGAAAUUGAAAAAUUACAAGAAUUAUCUAAAAAUUAUAAUGAUAAAGUUGAUGAAACAGUAGAUAGUACAUCACAUGUUCUACAAGAAAAAAUACCAACUGAUAAUUUAAAAACUGAACCACAAACUGAUUUACAAAAUGGACAAAUACCUGAUGAUACAGAAAUUGAUUAUUUAGCACAAGAAAUAAAAAUAGAAAUAGCUUUAUGUGAUUGGUGUAAAGAAAAAGAAGUUACAGUAAUGUGUGGUAAAUGUCAUAAACAAAAAUAUUGUUCUGAAGAUUGUCAAGAAAUUCAUUGGAGUCAUGAUCAUGAAAAUGAGUGUUUGGAGAUUGACCCAGAUUCAAAUGAUAUUCCAGUCAUCGAUUUGGAUUAAAAAAUAUUAAGAAUAAAUUAUUAAUUUAAGAACAAAAAAAAA
This is a messenger RNA of Aphidius gifuensis, 7912 nucleotides long. RefSeq lists its product as uncharacterized. The coding region runs from base 20 to 7870 and encodes 2616 amino acids. The transcript is spliced from 4 exons. The record is from RefSeq and is a predicted model, not a curated record. Lineage: Eukaryota; Metazoa; Arthropoda; Insecta; Hymenoptera; Braconidae.